Messenger RNA from Fusarium fujikuroi IMI 58289, 891 nucleotides. Its product is annotated as related to amidases. NCBI's taxonomy places the organism in Eukaryota, Fungi, Ascomycota, Sordariomycetes, Hypocreales, Nectriaceae. The coding region runs from base 1 to 891 and encodes 296 amino acids. The transcript is spliced from 7 exons. The record is from RefSeq and is a predicted model, not a curated record.
AUGCUAACAUCGAACCUCAUACAGGCUGUGGCUUUGACGUUCAUCUGGACAUCAGGAGCCCUGAACUCCCCUGCCCAGAAGUCCGCUGUCAUUAGCAUCAAGCCCACAGUUGGGCUUCCUUCCCGGCAUGGGGCCCAUCUUGUCAGCGAAUGGCAAGACACUGUUGGUGUCCUCGCUCGAACCGUUCAAGACGCAGCAACUGUACUCAUAGCGAUUGCCGGCACCGAUCCCAAUGAUCCCUUUACUAUCUCUGAUCCUCGGGAUGACUCGAAUACGAGAAAACUUGGACAGGAUACAAAUUUUGCUCAUGCCUGCACAAAGAGUGGUCUUGAAGGCAAGGGAAUUGCUGCAUGUAGUCCAAGAAUUCCGCGCCAUCUCUUUCCCAAUGAUGAGGUUGUGGUCACUGCUCUCGAUAAGGCUCUCCCGAUAAUGAGAGCCCAGGGAGAUACCAUUGUUGAUAAUGUCCGCUUUUCGGAGUUCAACAGUAAUUACACCUCCUCAGAAGAUAUAGACUGGACCUUUGGAUUGCGAGUUUCCAUUCACGAAAAGAAUCCAGAAGAACGGCCUGACGACUGGGGAAUGGAUGAGUGGCUAAAAUGCGAGGAACUGGACCUGAAUGUUGGAGGUUGCCCUACGAUCGGCGUUCCUCUGGGGUACUAUCCAAAGGACCACCCCAUUGCACAUCGCAAGUCUAGCGGACUUGCGACGACUGGGCCAAAUGUUCCCUCUGGUGGAUUAUUUAUCGGUCGUCGAUGGGCGGACUCAAACCUCAUCGCAGCUGCUCAUGCUUUUGAGCAGGCUUGUUUGAUUCGAGACCAGGUCCCUCCAAUUGUCUCGUCUGACAUCCAGUUGCCGCUUCACAAAGCAGAGAAAAUCGGGGAAUCCCUCUGA